Pistacia vera is the source of this 2629-nucleotide messenger RNA. RefSeq lists its product as uncharacterized. NCBI's taxonomy places the organism in Eukaryota, Viridiplantae, Streptophyta, Magnoliopsida, Sapindales, Anacardiaceae. The coding region runs from base 277 to 2574 and encodes 765 amino acids. The transcript has 6 exons. The record is from RefSeq and is a predicted model, not a curated record.
AAGCCCAUAAUAGUAGACAGAACAGACCCUUCAACUGAAGAAAAUCUUUCAAUAUGUAUAUCUCUCUCUUAACGGUCCUCAGAAUUUCCAGGGAUUGAAGCAACCAAAAAAUUAGCUCAAAACUCAGUAGCUCACAUGUGCUUUUCUCCCCUUAAUUUUUGGCUCAGAAAUUCUUUCUCUGUCUCCUUAAUUAGAAUGAAUAAACUCUUUCUUGGGUUAAAUUGGUGGCUUCUUUGAGGAUUUUUGUUGCGAAAUAAGCAUCUGGGUUUGGUUAAUAUGGUUUCUGUUGAUGGAUUUCUCUAUCAGAAAUUGUUUCUCUUUAAUGGCUUUUUCUGGGUCUCUGUCUCCUCUCUGUUUCUUACAGUGUUUGCUCUCUUCUACAAGUUCUAUUUCAGAGGUGAGAGAGUUGCAAGUUCUGAAGAAAAAACUUCAAAUUGCUUGGCGGUUUCUCUUCAUGAAAGCAAUCAAGUUGAUUCUAGUCUUCUAAAGUCAGAAUCUGAAAUUGAAGAAACAAAAUCUGAUUCUAUUGAAUUUAAGGAUGUAGAGAAUGAUGAAGAGGAGACUCCAAACUACUUUCUCAAUUUCAAGUUUCAAUCUUUGGAAGAAUUCUGUGAAAGUAAUAAAGAAAAUUGGGACUUAGUUCCAUCUACAAGCACUAGUAAGUAUGAGUUCAAGUCUGAGAAUUAUUUAAGUGGGUUCAUUGAGGAACCAAAAGACGCGAGCUUUACUAUAAAAGAGCUGUAUGCUGAUUCAAUGACUGUUCCUUCUGGUAAUCAAGAGAUUAUUUCUGAUAAUUUUUUGUCGGAGAGUGAUUUUAUGGAUCAAAAUUUGGGAGAAGAAACUGUUCAUGAAGAAGGAGAGGUUGCAGAGAAGCUUGAAGUGGCAACAUUGAUCGAUGAGGAGAAACAGAAGCCAAAUAAUGAAGAUGGUUCAGGCGAUGUUGAGUUUCUUUCAGAAAAGGACUUGGUAGUUUCGGAUUCUGAUGCGGAUUCGAUGACUUCAAGCAAUGGUUUAUCAGUUGUGAGUCAAUUUAUUGGCUCAACUAGUGAUGGUUUUUUGUCUGAUAAAAAUUUUGAAGAGGAGUUUGAGUUUAGUAUCAUAAGGGGCAUUGAGAGGGAUUUGGAAGACUUGCAUUUGCAGAAAUUUAAAGAUGACGCCGCUGAUGAUGCUGAUGAUGAAGAUGAUGAAGAUAGUGAUAUAAUGGAGGAGCUUAAAAAACUAGAAGAGUCUGAUGAUGUAAAGAAUUCAAGCACUCAAGGCUCAGAAAUGCUGUGUGGGAAAGAUUUUCAUGACGAAAAGGAUGCGAAGAAUCGAGAAUUUGGUGGCGAAAAGAAUCAAGCAACGAGUAGUUCGAAUGAAUCUAAUAAGUCCAGUUUGCAGAAUUCAUCUGCUUCUGUGGAUUCUGAGGAUUCAAACGGACUUGAAACAUUGUGGGAGCACCAAGAUUUGAUUGAGCAGCUCAAGAUGGAGCUUAAAAAGGUCAGGGCCAUAGGGCUACCCACUAUCCUAGAAGAGUCCGAGUCUCCGAAAAUAAUGGAAGAUUUGAAGCCUUGGAAGAUUGAUGAGAAGUUCCAGCAUGAAGAUACAAUGGGUGAGCUUCACAAAUUCUACAGGAGUUACAGAGAACGGAUGCGUAAAUUUGACAUCUUGAAUUACCAGAAGAUGUAUGCAAUAGGCUUUCUCCAAUCAAAGGACCCUCUUGAAUCAAUUUCGAGCCUCCAAUCAUCAGCUCCAGGAGUGUCAUCGCUCCUCUCGCAGAAUUUCCUCAUGGGAAAGCGCAAAAAGUCCGAAUCUGACCCGAUGAAGAAGUUUAUUAGAGAGUUGCAUAGUGAUCUAGAAGUGGUUUAUGUUGGACAAUUGUGCCUCUCUUGGGAAAUCCUUCACUGGCAAUAUGAAAAGUCCCUGGAGUUAUGGGAAUCUGACCCUUACGGUAUACGCAGAUACAACGAAGUUGCUGGUGAACUUCAGCAGUUUCAAGUGUUAAUGCAAAGAUUCAUAGAAAAUGAACCCUUUGAAGGACCCAGUGUGCAGAAUUAUAUCAAGAAUCGAUGCGUUCUGCGUAAUCUUCUUCAGGUUCCAGUAAUAAGAGAGGACAGCAAGAAGGAUAAGAAGGCAAAAAUGAAAAGGAAAGACGAGUAUGCAAUCACAAGUGAUAUGCUGGUAGAGACCAUGGAAGAAUCAAUAAGAAUAUUUUGGCGAUUAGUCCGAGCCGAUAAAGAUGCAAAUGUUCUAACACCAAAGAUUAGAAGAAGCACACAGGUUGAGCCACAAGAAACCUUAGACUUGGAGCUUUUAUCAGAGGUCAGAACUAGUCUUCAAAAGAAGGAAAAGAAGCUUAAAGACAUAUUGAGAAGUGGGAACUGCAUAUUGAGAAAAUUUCAGAAGCAACAAGAUAGUUCAGAUCAAGUUCUUUACUUCUUCUCUCAAGUUGACAUGAAACUAGUGGCAAGAGUCUUGAAUAUGUCGAAAAUAACGACGGAUCAACUGUUAUGGUGUCGAAAUAAACUGAGCAAGAUUAAUUUUAUUAGUAGGAAGAUACAAGUAGAACCGUCGUUUUUGCUUUUUCCUUGUUAGUAGCUCUUUCAUUGUAAAUUCAUCAUAUAUCUAAAGAAAGAAAUGUUUUCAGUCC